ACAUCUCUUAAAUUAGCAUAUUUCGUUUCUAGUGUGUGCUGUUGCUCACACGUCUGAGAAACUGUACGUUUAUACUUAAUGGAUGACCCGUGGGCAUCCACCAAGGAUGAGAAUUACAUAUCGUCCACAGAUUCAAUGAAUGUCGUUCAAGGCUUUGACAAUAACUUUUGCCCAGCUGACCCAAAAGACGUCGCCUCCAUAAACGCAUCAUCUUUCCAGCCUCUUCCCGAUUCUGAAAGCUAUUUGGCGAAUUUAGAAUCCAAGUUGGGCAAACUUCACAAGAAGUCAACCAAUAGCAGUGCUGAGAAAAAGGAUUUGCUCUUGUCUUUGGCAGGGGCCCGUGAAGGGCAUAUUGAUCGCUUGUUAAACACUCAAUUCUCUCAGUGGCAAGGAAUUUGUGACGACAACUAUUUCGACAAUCCCGUUGAGGAAUCUCUGUCAGGGACAGUGAUUAGACACAUAGCACCUCAUUUACAAGCUGUUUCUACUGGAGAACGGGUACACCUUUUAAAGGCUGAUCAGUUGCAAGAAGCUAAAGGCGAAGAAACUACUGAACCAGAAACCAAUCAUGAGUGAAAGUGAUAGUGUAUACAUGAACUUCUCAAGUAUGGAAGAUCCUGUGUCAAUGACAGAGUACUGGAACAAGAAAACCUUUGCUGUAGUGACCGGUGCCAGCCGUGGUAUAGGGAAGACUCUGGCAGAGAAAAUUGCUAAACAAAUAGCUGCUGAGUCUGUCCUUCUACUGAUUUCCCGUGAUGAGAAAAGUUUAGGUUCGUUAAAGCAAGCCAUCGAAACCGAUCGACCGGCAGUACGCGUUUAUGUUGGCGUGACUGACUUAUCCAUCUGUGACGAAUCUGCUUUGAAUGGUCUCGUGUCAGCUGCUCUUGCUGGCGAUUCAACUGAAUCCUUUGCCCACGCACUGUGCAUUCACAACGCCGGAUCGCUAGGCGACGCUACCAAGCGUUGCAGCGAUCUAACGCAAACGACUUCGUGCGUUGAUUACUUUCGACUCAACGUUGCUUCUGUGGUCGUACUGAAUGCGAUUUUCUUACGUCAUUUCGCCGCGGGAAAACAACAGCGCAAAACGGUCGUCAACAUGUCUAGCCUUUGUGGCGUGCAACCGUUUGCGUCUUUAUCCCUCUAUUGCAGCGGCAAAGCUGCUCGGGACAUGUUUUUCAAGGUUUUAGCUAAAGAAGAGCCCGAAGUUCGAGUGCUCAAUUACGCACCCGGCCCUGUGGAAACGGGCAUGCGAAGUCAGCUUCUCGAUCAGUCAUGGAUUGACGAAAUCAAGUCGGGCGGUCUCGGCCUCACGACCACAGCAACGUGCGACCGACUCAUGGCUCUUUUAGCUCGUGAUUCGUACGCCUCCGGUGCUCACGUCGAUUACUAUGAUUCAUGAAUGAUGAAGCCGUGACGUUCACGACAUUCCCACAAAUCGAGCCAGACCUAUCUAUCUGUCUGUCUCCCACUGAUUUCUUUUGUGUUUUGUUCGCUUUUCGAUGUUUGCUGUAGAUGUGCUUUGAUGGAG
Daphnia carinata is the source of this 1528-nucleotide messenger RNA. Its product is annotated as sepiapterin reductase-like. Gene Ontology annotation, molecular function: sepiapterin reductase (NADP+) activity. Bases 569 to 1399 code for a protein of 276 amino acids. Lineage: Eukaryota; Metazoa; Arthropoda; Branchiopoda; Diplostraca; Daphniidae. The transcript has 3 exons. Gene Ontology annotation, biological process: tetrahydrobiopterin biosynthetic process. The record is from RefSeq and is a predicted model, not a curated record.